Molecule: messenger RNA, 762 nt
Organism: Camellia sinensis
Lineage: Eukaryota; Viridiplantae; Streptophyta; Magnoliopsida; Ericales; Theaceae
Source: RefSeq, a predicted model, not a curated record
AUGGGACCAGCAAAGCAAAUCUUUUGGUAUGAAAAAUCUGUUCGUGAUCGCAAAGAGGGGCUGAUUGGUUGUCCUCAAGAAAGCUACAUUGAGAAAGUUCUUGAGAGAAUGGAGGUUGAUUCAAAUGGUGGUGACAAUCAUUCAGUAAAUGAGAGUGAACAAAGAAGAUUAGAAAUCAAUGAUCAAGCAGGGAUUGGGGUGUCUAGGAACUAUCAUUCAAUGGUUGUUGAAGCAGGGGGAUAUGAGUCAUUGACAUUUGAUGAGCGAGAUGCAAGGAAUUACAUUAAUAGAGCUAGAAGAUUAAGGCUUGGUGAAGGUGAUGUCGAAUCACUUCAAAGUUAUUUUAUGAGGAUGAAAGCACAUAGUGAGAAAUUCUGUUAUGUGAUUGAUGUUGAUGAGGAGUUUUUCAAUAGAAACUUGUUUUGGGCUGAUGCAAGGAGUAGGGCUAUGUAUGAAUCAUUUGGAGAUGUUGUUUCAUUUGACACAACUUAUCUGACAAACAAAUAUGACAUGCCAUUUGCUCCAUUUGUAGGAGUCAAUCAUCAUGGACAAUCUAUUUUGCUUGGUUGUAGAUUGUUAUCUAGUGAAGACACCGACAUAUUUGUUUGGCUAUUCAAGUCGUGGUUAAGUUGCAUGUUAAAUAAACCUCUAAAAGCUAUCAUAACUGAUCAAUGCAGAGCUAUGCAAAAUGCUAUAGAAAUUGUCUUUCCACAGGCCCGGCAUCGAUGGUGCUUAUGGCAUGUAAUGAAGAAAAUACCGUAG